Molecule: messenger RNA, 5241 nt
Organism: Galleria mellonella (greater wax moth)
Lineage: Eukaryota; Metazoa; Arthropoda; Insecta; Lepidoptera; Pyralidae
Gene: FipoQ
Product: F-box/LRR-repeat protein 2
Exons: 12
Coding region: 949-2328 (459 amino acids)
Biological process (GO): positive regulation of protein ubiquitination; SCF-dependent proteasomal ubiquitin-dependent protein catabolic process
Cellular component (GO): SCF ubiquitin ligase complex
Molecular function (GO): protein binding
Source: RefSeq, a predicted model, not a curated record
AUCCAUUUUCCAUUCUGGUGGGAUAAUACAGUCCUUCCAUAAAUCGUUAAAAAUUUGUAAGAGUUUAGUAAGGUUUAUUUUAUUCAGCAAUCGAAACAUAUUGUAUGUUAAGCGAUCAAGGCCACUAGCUGUAUCUUUUCUAGAUUUUACUGCACUGGAUAUUUCAUCAAUUGAGAAUGGGUCAGUGAGAAAUUUUGGGCAUGAAUUAACAGAAUUAAACUGUUUGUCAUCAAAAGGUGAGUGUACAAAAUCAGGAGUAUAUUUGCGUAAAAAAUCAUUGACCCAUGAUAUAUCUUUAAAAUGAUUUUGACGAUGUUUUGAAUUUAGUUUUCUCAUAUUUUGCCAAACAGUGGAAAUUGGUGUUAAUCUAUUAAAUUUGGAACAAAAUUCCUGCCACCCCUGUUGUCUUACUUGCUUAAUUACUAACUUUUUAACAGCUUGAACUCUUUUAAAAUUUAUGUAAUUAUCGAGAGUUGGAUUUUGUUUAAACCUAAGGUAAGCCGCUUUACUAUCAUUGACAGCUGUCGCACACCUGUUAUUCCACCAAGGUACUGCAAUAUGUUUGUGCCUCUUUGAAGUAUUUGCACCGCUAUUUGAUAAGUUCCUACGUGGAACGGAACGUUCCACAGCUGUCAAAAUAAUUUUACAGAACCUAUUGUAAUUGUUUAAGGGUUCAUUGACAUCAUACUCGAAAUCCAAAAGUAAUCGAUUAACAGUUUCAGAAUAAAGAUCCCAAUUAACGAGACAUGCUGCAACGCUCAGAAUUCUUACAGAAUUUAGCUAAAUGUCCAUACCUCAAGCACCGGUAGCAUUGUUUAACUGGUGGUAUAUAUGGAGUGACAUUGUGGCGCCAACCUCCAAUAUCCAGAUAUUCAGACGAUAGAGAAACUGCCGGAUAAAGUUUUGCUGAAUAUUUUCUCGUAUUUAUCACACAGAGAAAUAUGUCGCAUGGCUACAGUAUGCAAAAGAUGGCGAAUGGUAGCAUAUGAUACUCGUCUCUGGACCCAUGUUAGUUUACGACCAGAGAUAUCUGGUUUACAUGUGGGUUCUCUCGAGUCUCUGUUGGCACUAAUAUCAAUAAGAUUUGGUCCUUCGCUGCGAUACAUCGAGUUGCCAAUAGAGCUGAUCACCCACACGGUGCUGCACGAGUUGGCGGCAAAGUGUCCUAAUCUGACGCACAUGCUCCUUGAUUUUAGUACAGCUAUGCAACUUCACGACUUCUCCGAAAUGCAGGCGUUCCCCACCAAACUGCGAUACUUGUGUAUCUGUCUUUCGGAAGUCAUCUUCAUGGAGGGCUUCAUGAGGAAAAUUUACAACUUUAUCAACGGUCUCGAGAUCUUGCAUCUCAUUGGAACAUACGAGAAAAUAGAGGAAGAAGAGGAAGAAAUAUAUGAAGUGAUAAAUGUACACAAACUGAAGUCGGCGACGCCGAAUUUACGCGUCAUCAAUUUGUAUGGCAUCAACUUUGUUGACGACUCACACAUUGACGCUUUUAGUUCAAACUGUAUACAGCUGGAGUGUUUGGCGGUGAACUUCUGCAACAAAGUGACUGGCUCCACGAUGAAGACGCUGUUUCAGCGCUCGCGAAGGCUCACUUGCCUUCUUAUGAAUGGCUGCAAUCUCCAAUCAGAAUAUGUGAUGCAAGUGGAAUGGGAAAAGUCCUCAAUCCAGGAACUGGAUGUGACAGCCACUGAUCUGUCCACCGAGUGUCUCAUUGACAUGCUUACCAGGAUCCCCAACCUGAGAUUCUUGAGUGCUGGUCAGAUCAACGGCUUCAACGAUUCCGUGCUAAAGGCCUGGAUGGAGUCGGGAUCAGCUAGGAAUCUGGUGGCUUUGGAUGUGGACUCUUCGGACAAUCUGUCGGACGAGGCGCUGCACCGGUUCCUGUCGCGGCACGGCAGCCAGCUGUGGGGGCUCGUGCUCAGCGGGAUGCCUCACAUCACCGAUCAGCUCUGGCAGAGCGUGCUUCAACUGCUCACAAACGCUAAGAUCCUCAUAAUGGGAACACAGGAGCGACUUGGCGUUAACAUACAUGUUGAUCAGCUGAUGGACGGCAUUGCGACCCACUGCCUCAACCUGGAGCGGCUGGAGCUUCGCUGGGACCCCGAGAACUUGCGUUUCAGCGACAAGAGCCAGAAGGCGAUAGAUAUACUGCGCGUCAAGUGCCUCAAACUCAAGUGCCUUGUGCUCAGCGAUGGUCGUUACUACGAGAUCGUGAAGGCGAACUUCGAGCGCGCGGACCGCACCACAGUCGUCCGAACGUCUACAAACUGUCGCGUCUCGAACUAUUAUCUACUCUCCAACUACAAGGACCUCAUAUUCAACUAAAUAUUUAUACACACACGUCAUAAACGGGCAAAAUACACAAACUUACCAACUAUGAAAGGAAUGUAAUAAUAUAUUAUGUUCAAUAUUAGACGCCAUCUAGUAGUAAACUAAGUAGAACUCGUACUAUGGGUUAGGUAAUUGAUAGAUAUGAUAUGUAUUGAUGAGUAUGUCUUUUUGUAUUCUAUGUAUGUAUUUAUUUACUAAAAAGUAUUUCUAAUUAUCUAAUACUAUAGUACACGCUUUUAGUUUGACACACUACUGGUUACACACUAGAUGGUAGGGGUGGGUAAUAUACUGUAACAAUAUCUAUAUACUUUAGUUAAAAUAUCUGUAUAUUGGUCCCAUAACGAAUAUUUUAAGUGUUAUCUAUGAAAAUAAUAUUGGAAAAUAGACUUUUAACAUAUUCGAAAAAUAAAUAUCACACCGAUAUGGGUAAUAUCGAGAUGGGUCAUGACCUUCUUUAUAUCAUCAAUGUUAAGAACCCAAUAUAUAGAUAUCGGAUCGGUAUCCAUAUUACCCAUACUUACUAGAUGGCGAUGUAAUGAUUAUUUACAGUUACUUUUUUGUGAAUGCAUAAACAUUAUACAUAGUAAACAGCCAGACCAUACAAAAAGGCAUGGUCUGAAUACAAUUAUUUGUAUUGUGCAGGGAUCGAACCUGUGACUAUUGGAAGGAGGCGAUGUGUUAAACUGCUACAUCACCAAGGUCAUCUAAGUUAUAUUUACCAAAUUAUACUUAUAACUUCUCCAGGGGUUUUUAAAAUGAGAAGCGUACUUCCGAGGCAUAGAAACUUCUAAAGACCCGUUAGAAAGGUGACAAACAAAUACAUAAAUAAAAUGCCGUCAAAGGCAUCAAAACGCUUCUAUGAUGUCCGUGGUGAGAGCACCAUGAACAGUCCAUGUCUCUAUAGUUCGCCUAUUCGAUGAUUUUAAUUUUCCAUCAGGUAGAAUGACGGUUUGUUUGCCAUUUUAAGUAACAUAAAUAAAUGAGAUAGAAAGAGACGGCGACGUGCUGUCUUUUUCUUUCUCACGCGAGCCUUUUUCUUUUUUACCUGGAACGUUACCCGCAGAUUCGUUUCUCAUUUGUUUAGCGACCCAAAAGGAUUUCUCUUUUAACAUUGAUGUCAGUUUUUAUAAAGUUAUAAAUUAUGUAUCUAUAUUGUAUUGUCUAAAAAAUUAAUUCUUAGACAUAUCUUGAGGUGACCUAUUCACCUAGUAAUAUUUUGCAUUAGUGCAAAACUAUAAGCAUUUUCUUCUAAUGCCUCGCAUGAUUAACUUGGCAUAGCCACGUACAUAUAUAUACAAAUUAAAAAUAAAUUUAUGCUGAAUAAAAAUGUAUUACACCAUACACUGCAGAAAAUACUUGGAAUUUGUUUACAGUACAGAGCAUAUACUGAAGACGGAAACUUAAUAACCAGAGGGAGACUGUACAAAAGUCGAUUGCUUGGGUACCUCUGUCCCAUUCGUGUUUCUACCGUGAAGCAGUUGUGUUUGCAUGGCUGUGUUUCGGUUUGAAGGGUGGGAUAUGGCGUGAAUUUACUGGGUACAGAGGAAUAACACCUGAGUCCUUAGGAAUGGCAACGCAUGGGGGGUAUCAUUGGCGAAACAGUAUACUCUGUUAUGUCCACGGUACUGCUCGUAUCUAUAGGCGACGGUUACCACUUUCCAUCAGGUGGGCCGUCAGCUUGCUUGCCAUUCUAAGUCGUAUAAAAAAAAUUUAACUCGUAAAGAAGGAUGAAUUUGACUUUUUGUUUGUAAUGGAUAAACUCGAAAAUUAAUGUUUUGUUUUUUUAAAUUUCGAAAAAAAAACCAGGACAGGUUGACAGUUUUAUAUUUAAUUUGAUUACCAUCAUAUAUGCCGUCAACUGUCCACUGCUGAACACAAGCUUCAACCAUAAUGUGGGUUUACCAGUAGUUGCCACGCUUGGCAGGCGAGUUGUCAACCGCAGUUAGCUUUGGUGAUGUUUUAAGAGGAACGUUACUGCCCAACCGUCGGCUAUUAAGUUCUCUUAGUCGCCUUUUAUGACAUCCCCGUGAAAGGAAGGGGUGACCCAUUCUAUGUCGGGACUACGCUGCAAUUUAAUAAAACUUUUUUAUUAGUUUCAAUGGGUCCCGUUCUGUACCUUGUAAUAUGCUAUGACGAUAUAAAUGACCAUUUUAAAGUAAAUAUUUUCGCAUGUCAGUUGAAAUCAUGGACAAUGACCCCUAAAGUUGUGUUUAUUUUUAAACAAACAUCGCUGCAAAUGUUUAAAUAAAAAAAUAAAAAACUAAGCAUAAUUAGACAUAAAGGAAGUGUUCUAAUCUUGAUUAUGCGGCGAGAAACGGGUACUAUACAAUUUAUGUUAAUUUGUUUAGAAGCCGGUCAGUUUUGGGCUAAUUAUGUAAAAUAUUUCACGGUAUUAACCAAUUUUAUACUAGAUUUACUGUUACAACUGCAAAAUUUUAUAUUACAAUAAACUGUUAAAGAUUGAUAAAUGCAAUUUUAUUUUUGACAAUUUUAGACUAUGAAUAAAAAUAUAUAAUUGCUAAAAUAAUAGUUUAUUUACACAUUUUUAUAUCAGAAAAAUUACUAUUUUUAUAUAUAAUAUAUAUAUAUUUUUUUAUUAAGUUACAGUCAAUUAUUAAAAGCUAUUUCUAAAUAAUAUCAAUAUUUACAAAUAGCUUUAAAUUCGUCUAAUAAUAUAAUUUUCAAAACAGUACCAACUGCUUUUUGUUAGCUCGGUAACACUUGAGAAUUUUUGUCAUAAUCGUGUAACAAUGUACAGCGACAGGCUCGCAAGCACAUAAAAUCCAUUAAGCUUAACUUAUAGACAACACACGCCAGAAAUAACUCAUCCACCACAAGACAAAAUUCAACUCACCAUUUCAAAUCACAGUCUUACCUCAUUUAUAAAAAAAAAAAAAAAAACAAUAA